CAAAGAUAUCUCAAUUCGAAAUCAGUCUAAAUAUGAAUAUGAGGCGCGCCGUUCAAAGACCCAACGUUCAGCAUAUCAUAUAAUGGAGCGAACUAUCGCAAAGAAGUCUUACGAAACGACAUAUUGCGCCGACCCUCAUCCGCGCCGAUCGAUGCACACUGCAGUUAUGCAUAUCAACAGGAAAAUCCGAGAGGAAGCCUCUCAUUACCUGUACACAAAGCAUGCUUUCCACUUUGGAGAAGACCUCGAAGCCUUGGUGCCCUUCCUCACUGAUAAGACGCCACGCACUAGAGACUUAGUCCGGGAGAUCAGCCUCUACAAGCGCAGUCCAACAAAUGUCAUGGAACCAGAUUCAUAUGACUGGUCUUCUGUGUGUCGUUCGCUGCGAAGUUUGCAAAGCUUGGAUAAGUUGACACUUGUCAUUGAAGGCGCUCGGCCACGAGGGCCAUGGGACGGCCCGCAGAGCUUGACGGUUUCUGACUUUCGGCUAUUAUAUACAACUCGUCAUGAAAGCUUGGAAUGGGCGCGGGAACUGGCGUCGAUAGAAACGAUCAAGGAGGUCGUCAUUGUUGCUGAUAUUCACAACCUGCCUCAUCCCGAGUCGAAUAUGAUGCUUGUCCUUGCCGCAUUUUCAUCCUCGAUUGAUACGUCGUUGGUGGACUUUCUUCGCGAUGAUCUGGGGAUUCCUGCGCGAGUUGGACAACCCCAGUAUUGUGGCGUUGGAGUAUUCGGCCGGUCCAGGAGAUGUGAGAGAAAUGGAUGCCUAACGAAUUUGGAAAACUGAAAGAUGCAUUGAAGGAUCUGAAGUAAGGCGUUGAGGAGCUGGCACAGUUGACAUCCAUGUUGCACUGCAAGGAGUUAUUGAAGUUUAUUUAACCAUAACUAAGCAUGAUUGGCAUUGGUUACUUUGUACAUUUCGUUGAUGAAACAUAAUUGAAUAUGAGGAAGAUUGAACGACAGUAAGAUGAAGCAAUUCGAUUAUAAUCAGUGAAUUGAUAAAGUUGACAUAACAUCUUCA
Fusarium oxysporum Fo47 is the source of this 1018-nucleotide messenger RNA. RefSeq lists its product as uncharacterized. The coding region runs from base 83 to 784 and encodes 233 amino acids. Lineage: Eukaryota; Fungi; Ascomycota; Sordariomycetes; Hypocreales; Nectriaceae. The record is from RefSeq and is a predicted model, not a curated record. The transcript has a single exon.